AUGCUACGAACAAUAAAACCAAAGAAUGCGCGGUCAAAACGAGUAUUGGAUGCUCGUCUGCCAAAAGAAAUUGAAGAUGCGCGAACAGCCAUCUUCGUAAAGGGCUCGCACACGGGGGAAACGCUGAACGCCGUAAUGCGUGAAUUAAUGGCCCUCAAACGACCUGACGCGAUCGCGUUCAACAAAAAGAAUCAGAUUCACCCUUUUGAUUCUGCGUCGACCUCCACGGCCUCGUUAGAAUUCUGGGCCUCUAAAAAUGAUGCUUCUCUGUUUGUUGUUGGACAGACAACGAAAAAACGCCCUGAUGGAUUGACUUUUGUGCGGAUGUUCGAUGGACGAGUUUUGGAUAUGUUGGAGGUUGGUGUGGAGAAGUGGGUUGGCAUGGCGGAGUUCAAGACACAAAAAUCGACUCCAGGCCACAAACCAUUGAUGCAUUUCGCUUCGGAGCUGUUCGAUACCCACCCCCGAUUCAUCCAACUCAAAUCCAUGCUCUUGGACUUUUUUAACGGAGAGAUUGUGGAUUCAAUAUGUCUACCUGGGCUGGAGCACGUCAUAAGCGUCACCUGCGCGCCUACACCUGCCGCAUUGAACAAUGCAACGGUCAACAUGUACCCAAACCAACACCCCACGCCAGAAGACGUUUCUGUGCUACCCAAAGUCCACAUCCGGACGUACACUACCAAACUACUCGCUUCGGGGACCCGGAUACCUCGCGUGGAGUUGACGCCUAUGGGUCCUUCGCUUGACCUCACCCUUCGUCGGCACCAGCAGGCUGAUCCGGAGAUGUUGAAGCAGGCGAUGAAGAGGCCCAAGUUGAAGAAGACGGACGUGGAGAAGGGGUUGGGUAAGAAGAGGAAGAAUAUGGAGGUGGAUGAGAUGGGCGAUUUGAGAGGACGGGUGCAUGUUGGGAAGCAGGAUUUGGGUAAGUUGCAGACGAGGAAGAUGAAGGGGUUGAAGGCGGGUGCGGAAGAGGAUGACGAAAUGGAUGUGGAUGAUGAGAAUGACUUUGGUGAUGGUGGUGGCAGGAAAAAACGCAGAAAGGAGGAUUAG
Molecule: messenger RNA, 1050 nt
Organism: Laccaria bicolor S238N-H82
Lineage: Eukaryota; Fungi; Basidiomycota; Agaricomycetes; Agaricales; Hydnangiaceae
Exons: 4
Coding region: 1-1050 (349 amino acids)
Biological process (GO): maturation of LSU-rRNA from tricistronic rRNA transcript (SSU-rRNA, 5.8S rRNA, LSU-rRNA); ribosomal large subunit assembly
Cellular component (GO): nucleolus
Molecular function (GO): rRNA binding
Source: RefSeq, a predicted model, not a curated record